GUCAUGACGUCAGACGCACAAAGCGUGCGCGCGCACCUCGUGAAGUCUUGAACUGGCAUCAAGCAGCAAAGAUGUUCCGGCCCAAGCCCACACUGAAGGACAGACAGCAUCUUUACAAGCUGAUCAUCAGCCAGCUGCUGUAUGAUGGCUACACCACUAUCGCCAACAGCCUGAUCAGCGAGGUGAAGCCCCAGAGUGUGGUGUCUCCAUCAGAGCAGCUCAUGCAGCUGGCCAAGAUAGGAAUGGAGAACGAUGACAGUGCGGUCCAGUACGCCAUUGGCCGCUCGGACACCGUGGCGCCGGGAGUCGGCAUCGACCUGGAAUUUGACGCAGACGUACAAACCAUGUCCCCCGAAGCGUCAGAGUAUGAGACCUGCUAUGUGACGUCUCACAAGGGUCCGUGCCGCGUGGCCACCUACAGCCGCGAUGGGCAGCUCAUAGCCACGGGCUCCGCUGACGCCUCCAUUAAGAUCCUGGACACUGAGCGCAUGCUGGCCAAAAGCGCCAUGCCUCUCGAGGUGAUGAUGAACGAAACGGCCCAGCAGAACAUGGAGAACCACCCCGUAAUCAGAACUCUGUAUGAUCAUGUGGAUGAGGUCACGUGCCUCGCUUUUCACCCGACCGAGCAGAUCUUAGCCUCCGGCUCUCGCGAUUACACCCUCAAACUCUUUGAUUAUUCAAAGCCGUCUGCAAAAAGAGCCUUCAAGCACAUACAGGAAGCUGAAAUGUUGCGCUCCAUAUCCUUCCACCCGUCUGGGGAUUUCUUGCUAGUCGGCACGCAGCACCCAACCCUGCGUCUCUAUGACGUUAACACGUUCCAGUGUUUCGUGUCCUGCAACCCUCUGGAUCAGCACACGGACACCAUCUGCGGGGUCUGUUACAAUCCCAGCGCUAACAGCUACGUCACCUGCAGCAAAGACGGCAGCAUCAAGCUGUGGGACGGCGUGUCGAACCGCUGCGUGACCACGUUCGACAAAGCCCACGACGGCGCUGAGGUCUGCUCGGCCGUUUUCUCCAAGAACUCCAAGUACAUUCUCUCCAGCGGGAAGGAUUCUGUCGCCAAGCUCUGGGAGAUCUCCACAGGCCGGACUUUGGUCAAGUACACAGGUGCGGGUCUCAGUGGGAGACAAACGCACCGCACUCAGGGUGUUUUCAACCACACGGAGGACUAUGUGCUGCUGCCGGACGAGCGAACCAUCAGCUUGUGCUGCUGGGAUUCACGCACGGCGGAGAGGAAAAACCUGCUCUCGUUGGGCCACAAUAACAUUGUGCGCUGUAUCGUACACUCGCCCACCAACCCCGGCUUCAUGACCUGCAGUGACGACUUCAGAGCGCGCUUCUGGUAUCGCCGCACCACCACUGACUGAGACGUUUGGGUGCUUUUUUUGUAUCAGCAGGUCUCAAACAUGGAUGCACAUGCAAAAAAAAAAUUGUACGUCCAUUUUUUAAAAGCUUCAGAGACUGCAGUACCGUUGUAUUACAUUUGGGUGGUGCUGUUUCACGAAUGAUCCGAGAUCCAUUCCUUUUCAAAUUUUAAUAGCUAUCAGCUGUUGCAUUGAUAUUAGCAGCUAGAGACAGAAGCUAGAGACUUUUUUUUUUUGUGUAUCUAACAAGUAGAUGAGUACUGCUCUGUCAUGGAAAGUACUUAGAAUGCUUUCUUUUCGGUUUCGAUUUGUGUACUGCGCCCCGUUUUAUAUUAAAAGACUGGGAGAAUUGUU
Molecule: messenger RNA, 1718 nt
Organism: Puntigrus tetrazona (Sumatra barb)
Lineage: Eukaryota; Metazoa; Chordata; Actinopteri; Cypriniformes; Cyprinidae
Gene: cstf1
Product: cleavage stimulation factor, 3' pre-RNA, subunit 1
Exons: 6
Coding region: 72-1367 (431 amino acids)
Biological process (GO): mRNA 3'-end processing
Cellular component (GO): mRNA cleavage stimulating factor complex
Molecular function (GO): RNA binding; protein binding
Source: RefSeq, a predicted model, not a curated record